GUCAGCCGGAUUGUGUUCAUUGAGGGAAACCUUAUUUUUUAACUGUGCUAUGGAGUAGAAGCAGGAGGUUUUCAACCUAGUGACAGUUACAGAGCAGAGUCUACCCCCUCCUUUUUCCACACCUGCAAACUCCUUUGCUUGGGCUGAAUAUUUAGUGUAAUUACAUCUCAGCUUUGCGGGGUCCCUGUGGCAAAUACCCGGAUUAACAGAUUCCCAGGUUGUGAAAAUAUAUGUGCUAUAUCAUGAAGGCAACUAUCAUCUUUUUCCUGCUUGCACAAGUUUCCUGGGCAGGACCAUUUCAACAGAAAGGCUUAUUUGACUUUAUGCUAGAAGAUGAGGCUUCUGGGAUUGGCCCGGGAUAUGACAUUCCUGAACUGCCCCCCAUGGGCCCUGUGUGUCCGUUCCGCUGUCAGUGCCAUCUUCGAGUUGUUCAGUGUUCUGACUUGGGUCUGGACAAAGUGCCCACUGAUCUUCCACCUGACACAACGCUGCUGGACCUGCAAAACAACAAAAUAACUGAAAUCAAAGAUGGGGACUUCAAGAACCUGAAAGACCUCCAUGCAUUGAUCCUUGUCAACAAUAAAAUUAGCAAAAUCAGCCCUGGAGCUUUUGCACCUUUGGUGAAAUUGGAAAGACUUUAUCUGUCCAAGAAUCAUCUGAAGGAAUUGCCAGAAAAGAUGCCCAAAACUCUUCAGGAACUUCGUGCCCAUGAGAACGAGAUCACCAAAGUGCGAAAGUCUGUGUUCAAUGGACUGAAUCAGAUGAUCGUCAUAGAACUGGGAACCAACCCCCUGAAGAGCUCCGGGAUUGAAAACGGAGCCUUCCAGGGAAUGAGGAGGCUCUCCUACAUCCGCAUUGCUGACACCAACAUAACCUCCAUCCCUCAAGGUCUCCCUUUUUCUCUUACUGAAUUACAUCUCGAUGGAAAUAAAAUCAGCAAAGUCGAUGCAUCUACCCUGAAAGGAUUGACUAAUUUGGCUAAGUUGGGACUGAGUUUUAACAGCAUCGCUAUUGUUGAAAAUGGUUCUCUGGCCAACAUCCCUCACCUGAGGGAGCUUUACUUGGACAACAACAAGCUUGUCAAGAUCCCUGGUGGGCUAGCGGAGCUCAAGUAUGUCCAGGUCGUCUACCUUCACAACAAUAAUAUCUCUGAAAUCGGCCCAAAUGAUUUUUGCCCAUCUGGAUACAACACCAAGAAAGUUUCUUAUUCACGUGUGAGUCUCUUCAGCAAUCCAGUCCAGUACUGGGAGAUCCAGCCAACCACUUUCCGAUGUGUCUAUGUGCGUUCUGCCGUUCAGUUCGGAAACUACAAGUAACUCCAAGAAAGCCCUGGCGAAAUCCUGUUCACGUCAUUGCUAAAAUAAAUAAAUAAAUGAAUAAAUGAUUCAAAGAAAUAAACACUAGAUACUGGAAACUUAACUCUAUUGUGGAUGUUUUCCCCACAUGAUUUAUUAUACCUAGAGCUAAAUAUGCAGUUCAAGUAAUUGUCUACAAUAAAAACUUACUUUGUCUAUCUUCAGAAUCAUUUUUUGAAGAUUGCUGUUAAUGUUAACUCAGUUACUAUUGGUAUCUUUAUUUCACCAAAUGUAAAACUUGGAGGAAUUAUAUAUACAUGCCAAAAUUUACUAAAGCUUUUUUCUUUUAAUUUUUAAAAGGAGCAAAAUAGAGU
Fukomys damarensis (Damara mole-rat) is the source of this 1669-nucleotide messenger RNA. It is a transcript of the gene Dcn, whose product is annotated as decorin. NCBI's taxonomy places the organism in Eukaryota, Metazoa, Chordata, Mammalia, Rodentia, Bathyergidae. The coding region runs from base 231 to 1316 and encodes 361 amino acids. The record is from RefSeq and is a predicted model, not a curated record. Gene Ontology annotation, molecular function: protein binding. The transcript has 8 exons.